Molecule: messenger RNA, 1352 nt
Organism: Capra hircus (goat)
Lineage: Eukaryota; Metazoa; Chordata; Mammalia; Artiodactyla; Bovidae
Gene: MRPS28
Product: mitochondrial ribosomal protein S28
Exons: 3
Coding region: 533-1099 (188 amino acids)
Cellular component (GO): mitochondrial small ribosomal subunit
Source: RefSeq, a predicted model, not a curated record
UCUUUCCCAAUAGAGUUCAUAAAUUCAGAGCACAUGCUAAGCACAAUUACUGUAAGUAAACUACAUGGCAUAAUAAUAAGUGUUAAGUGGCAGGGGUCCGACAGUAUUUGGAGUUCCUAUUCUACAUAAGAUAGCCAAGGAGAACCUCGCAGUUGAGCAAAGUCCUGAAGAGCGCUGGGGGUAAGAACCUUCGGACAUUCUGGGGAAGGACGCGGGAGGCGGGGGCAGCAAGUGUCGCAUUACCAGAAUUUACAGCAGCACAAGGCCCAAGGGGUACCUGCGAGGGCGAAAUCGCUGCGAGUCAGAAGGCUUUCCAGGCAAAACUUAGCGGGCCGCUGCUAGCAGGGGCUAGCUGCUAGCCAUCAAAGAUUUUGUCCACCAACUAGAAGCUUUCUCCACCCACACUUGGCCCCACCACCGACCAGACCACGCCCACCGCCCACGGGGCUCUGCAACGGGCGGCCCCUCGUUGCUCCGCCCCGCGACCUGCGCGCUUGCGGAGAAGCCAAAGGUCAGAGGUUGUGGAUCCGUCAUGGCGGCGCUGUGUCGGACCCGUGCCGUGACUGCCGAGAGUCAUUUUCUGCGAGUGUUUCUCUUCUCUCGAUCCUGUCGAGAAGCAGGCACUGAGAGUGGCUCCGGAAGCGAGAGUUCUGAUUCCACGGAGCCUAGGCCGCGCCCAGGCGGCUUCGCGAGCGCUUUGGAACGGCUCUCGGAGCUGCAGCGGAAGGCGGAGCUCGGCCGGACGAGGGGCUCUCCGAAAAAUGUGGAAUCCUUCGCGUCUAUGCUGAGACAUUCUCCUCUCACACAGAUGGGACCUGCAAAGGAUAAAAUAGUCAUUGGGCGAAUCUUUCAUAUCGUGGAGAACGAUCUUUAUAUAGAUUUUGGCGGCAAGUUUCAUUGUGUAUGUAAAAGACCGGAAGUGGAUGGAGAGAAAUACCAGAAAGGAACCAGAGUCCGGCUGCGACUAUUAGAUCUUGAACUUACAUCUAGGUUCCUGGGAGCGACAACAGAUACAACCAUCCUAGAGGCUGAUGCAAUUCUGUUAGGACUCCAGGAGAGUAAAGACUCAAAAUCAAAAGAGGAACGUCAUGAAAAGUAAAUGAUCUUUGCUGAGUGCUUUCGCUCCUUUUAUGUUGAAUGCAGAUAUUCAAGAGCACAAUUAGACAGUUAUGAAUAAAUGAUUAGAAAAAGACAUAGUAAAUGAAAGCUAUAAUUAUAGCUCUUAUCUGUUAGAAUUUUCUUUAGCUGUAUCUCCCCUCCCCCUGUUUUUAUGCCUGUUCUUUCCUUUGAUUGGAAUAGUAUAAACUGUAUUGAGAAAUUCUGUCCUUCAAUAAAUAUGUUUUGAGUGUUCA